Ylistrum balloti is the source of this 2439-nucleotide messenger RNA. Its product is annotated as palmitoyltransferase ZDHHC4-like. NCBI's taxonomy places the organism in Eukaryota, Metazoa, Mollusca, Bivalvia, Pectinida, Pectinidae. Gene Ontology annotation, biological process: protein targeting to membrane; peptidyl-L-cysteine S-palmitoylation. Bases 151 to 1239 code for a protein of 362 amino acids. The transcript is spliced from 6 exons. The record is from RefSeq and is a predicted model, not a curated record. Gene Ontology annotation, cellular component: Golgi apparatus; endoplasmic reticulum. Gene Ontology annotation, molecular function: protein-cysteine S-palmitoyltransferase activity.
ACAUUUAUACAACUUGUAUUAUAGAUGUAAAUCACACAGGAUAUGUAGUUCUUAUAACGAAGACUUCCAAACUUACUUGGAUUGCAACGGAUAACAAUCAAGUUUAUACGGAAGUGACUGUAAGAAGGUUUUGACAGAGCAUUUGUCAUAAUGGAUUUCCUGGUGCUGACAGCUUUUUAUGUGGCUGUGUUUGGUUUAUGCACACUCUUGUAUGUCUAUGGAGAUUCCCCAACAUUAGCGAAUGGCCCAGUUGGAAAACUACGCUCUAUUUUAGUAGAGAUUGUGACUCUUGUGAUACCACAGCGAUUUAUUGAUGCUGCUUAUGAUAAACUUUACAAUGUUUUACAUACUAGGAACCAGGUCCUGCAGUUUAUAUUUGCUGUCAUUGUGUUGUUGGGCCAUGCAGUUUGGGUGAAAGAUAUGCUGCCAAUCCUUUACCUGUCGGACCCACAUGCCAACCAUACUUUCAUGCCCAUGGUGGUCGUCUUUACUAACUUGUUCUUCUUCCAUAAAAGUUGUUCUUCUGACCCAGGGGAGAUCACUCAAGCAAACCAGAGGUUUUAUUCCCAGGUAUACAAAUUUGACAUGAGAUUAUAUUUACCUAGCAGGAUCUGCUCAACAUGUGAUCUUCAAAAGCCAGCAAGGUCAAAACACUGCAGUAUUUGUAACCGCUGUGUACAUCGUUUCGAUCACCAUUGUGUCUGGACCAACAGUGAUGUAGGAGGUCUUAACCAUCGCUACUUUUUGUUGUUCCUCCUGACUUUGCUUGGAAUGGCAAUGGAAGGAGUGGCUGUCGGAGGGUGGAGCCUCUGGCUUUACACACAGAACACUAGACUCCUGGAGGCCCGUGUCCUAUUGGAUGAUGGAGAAACAGUGCCUGUUAAUAUUUCUGUUGUUAUUCAGCACCUGUUCCUACAGUACCCUCGUUUGGUGUUCCUGGUUGUUGCCUUAGUCGUUCUCAUUCCUAUGAUUGGAACCUUUGCUGUUUAUCAUACAUACCUUGUUUUAACCAAUCAAACAACAAAUGAAAGAUACAAAACUCCAGCUGUGGAAUACUUACAAGAUGACCAAUACAUUUCUAAUCAAAAUGAUAAAAUUUCCAAUGAAAAAUUAAACAGAAAACACAAAAAGAAAUAUGCCACCAGUUGCAUCAAUGACAGACCUUACCAUAGAGGUUUUCUCAGGAAUAUUCAGGAAGUAUUCUUUUUAGAUAAUUUGAAAAUAUCCAAACGAAAAUGAGUCAUUUUGAGAACAUUUAAUGAUAUUGAUUUAUAUGAAAUUUAUACUAAAUAUAAACAAGUUUAUGUUGCUGUUAUGUAUGAAGUACAUUGUCUUCUUAUUUUAUAAUGUCGACCUUUGACUCGGGACAUAUUUCUUCUUGUCAGAUCAGUGUACAGAAGACAUUUAUUUGGUUAUUGACACGAACAAAUCUAAAUCCAUUUUUUAAACCUAUUGCCAUUAUUUUGUUGUGUUGUUACUGUGGUUUGAUGUGAGCAGAAAGCAUGAGAGAACAAAAAAUGUUUAGUGUGAAAUACUGCAAAGCAGAUACAUGUUACCUCCCCUUACCUACUAUUUGUGUAGCACAAAAUAUCAUAUAUAUUCAAAGGUUACCCACAUGAUCUGUACUACUUUUCUUCCUGUUAAAAAUAAGAACUUGUGUUGUGAAAAUCUUUUGAAUGCAUGAUUGUUAUGUGAAACUCUGUUGGCUACAUGACUCUUUUUUUACUGGUAACAUAAUCCAUGUGUGGGCUGUGCCUUCAAAUGUUAUUUCAUCUAGUAUGAAAAUUAUAAUAUGAAAGCGUUGAAUGUGGGACGACACAUCUUAUUCGUUUGCUUUUUUAUGUCUGAUUUAAAUAUGAGGUUUGACAUUUUUACAGAUAUAUUUACAAGAGAGCUUAUUGUGUUUGGUGUAAGGUUAGAGUCUGGCUGUGCGUUAUCAGAUAUCAAUCCAGUAUGUCUAGACAGUGUAAUACUGCAGUGUCUGUAAGAUUCUGUUGCCUUUUUGUAGGAUUUUCAGUUUGAUUAUAUGAUUUGUUUAUGUCUUUGUAUAUGUUUCUAUUUAGUUGUAUGAUUUGUGUCUGUGUGAUUUGUCUUCGUUUUCUGAUCAUGUGAAUUGUCUGAUUGUAGGAUAUAAUGAUAAUGUAAGACAUAUUUGUUACAAGACCUGUACGCUCUAAUCGUUGAAAAAUAUUCUUUGCUUAACUAUAAGAUUAACUUAUACACAUUUCUGAUUUUAAGACAUGUGUGUGACUUAGAUAUAUUUUGAGACUUUUGUAGACACUUCAUCAAAUUAAAGUCAUGUAUUAUGUCAAAGAUGCUCCACCUGAAAACUGGAGCAAAAUUUCUUCUUCAACAUUCCAGUUUUACAACAAACUGAUUUGCCAGUAUAUUUAUGGAUUUUUUUUUUUUUAAAAAGAAUAAAAAUUAUUUUUGUGAAUA